AUGGCGAACGACAAGAAAUUACACGAUAAUCUCUCCCGUGUCAAAGCCCCGUCUCCCGUCGGAAAAUCGAUAUUUGUUGGACUUCGCCUGGCAGAUGCACUCUGGCAAUAUAACUUUCUACAUCGCAGCUGGGCCUCUCAGCUUGUUUCUCGACUCAAUGGCACACCUUUACCUGCGACAGCUGCCCUCAAUGGACAGCUCCGACCCUACUACCAGAUCCUCGUUGCUAUGUCUCUUGGCAGUGGCAUAAAACAGGCGAUACAUAUGGCCUUUAUUUCGGAACAGGAGCUGUCGGCUGGAUUGGGAUUUGGCAUCGGAUUCUUCAAUACGGUUUUCAACUCGACUAAUAUCCUCUUUGGCAUUUGGUCUGCGACGUCACAAGCUCCUGUGUCCGAAGAUUGGCGUUCUGUUUUGUCCAAGGUGUCCUUGGUCGCGGGCAUCUUAGCUUAUUCAGUAGGUAUCCUCGUAGAGCUUAUCUCCGAGCUCCAGCGGCAGCGAUUCAAGAAAAAUCUUGCCAAUAAAGGAAAGCCAUAUGGAGAUGGAUUAUUCUCGCUCGCAACCAAUAUCAACUACGGUGCAUAUACAUUGUGGCGAGGUGGGUUUGCGCUGGCAACCGGAGGCUGGCCAUGGGGUCUCUUUACAUUCGCAUUUUUCUUCUAUGAUUUUGCAACCCGUGGGGUUCCAGUUCUCGACCAGUAUUGCACCGAGAGAGUAUGUUUUGUUUCCCGUUAUUGA
Penicillium cataractarum is the source of this 735-nucleotide messenger RNA. RefSeq lists its product as uncharacterized. NCBI's taxonomy places the organism in Eukaryota, Fungi, Ascomycota, Eurotiomycetes, Eurotiales, Aspergillaceae. The coding region runs from base 1 to 735 and encodes 244 amino acids. The transcript has a single exon. The record is from RefSeq and is a predicted model, not a curated record.